Messenger RNA from Maylandia zebra (zebra mbuna), 508 nucleotides. It is a transcript of the gene timm8a, whose product is annotated as translocase of inner mitochondrial membrane 8 homolog A (yeast). The record is from RefSeq and is a predicted model, not a curated record. Lineage: Eukaryota; Metazoa; Chordata; Actinopteri; Cichliformes; Cichlidae.
AUGCUUGUCACACAAACGUGCUCUGUGAUUGGCUGAACUACUUCCCGUUUCCCGUCGUGCACACACACGUGAAGGUCAGCAAUAAAGCCAUUAAGCAUUUACAGUUUGCAAAAUAUUACUAGUACGACCUCUUUAUAAGCAAGUAUGGACAGCCAGGGAGCGACAGCUGACCCUCAGCUUCAGCAGUUCAUCGAAAUCGAGUCUCAGAAACAACGAUUUCAGCAGCUGGUGCAUCAAAUGACGGAGGUCUGCUGGGAGAAGUGUAUGGAUAAACCCGGGCCGAAGCUGGACUCGAGGACGGAAGCGUGCUUUGUUAACUGCGUGGAGCGAUUCAUCGACACCAGCCAGUUCAUCUUAAACAGACUGGAACAGACUCAGAGGAGCCGGGGGUCGUUCUCAGAGACCAUGUCAGACUAAAAACUGUCUCUCAGAGCGCUAACGAGGCACACGGGCACUGCUCUGAGAGGGACCGUACCUCUGACCCUGCUGUCUGUACAGUACCUUGAAG